GCGGCUCCGGGCGGUAGGCGGAGCGGGGUGCGGGCGGGGUAAGAUGGCGGCGGGGGGUGCGGCGGAUGCCCAGGCGCGCUUUGGCCACUCGGUGAAGGGGCUCCUGACCGAGAAGGUGACGAGCUGCGGCACCGACGUGAUCGCUCUCACUAAGCAGGUGCUGAAGGGCUCCCGUAGCGCCGAGCUUCUGGGUCAAGCUGCGAGAAACAUGGUGAUGCAAGAAGAUGCCAUCCUGCACUCCGAAGAUAGUUUAAGAAAAAUGGCCAUAAUAACUACUCAUCUACAAUACCAGCAAGAAGCAAUUCAAAAGAAUGUGGAGCGCUCAUCAAACCUUCAGGACCAGCUGAGUCACUUGCUGAAAUGAAGGGGAGCCGAAGGCACGAGGAAGUCGGACCGGCGCAGAGGAGUGAAGCAUCCUCUCCCCUCCAGCCCCCAGGGCUCAGAACUGUGUCUGGAUGAUGCUGGAUGUCAGCUGGGAUCUAUGUGCAAGAGUCUGUGUUUCUGGCACAUGGCCUCCUCUCAUAUGCCUGCAUCCACACCUCUGCUCCAGAGUGCUCAACCACGCAGCUGCACCUUGCUGAAACAAACUCCCUGAAACUUUGCUCCUCCCAGUAAUUCCUGUGUCUGCUUACUUCCCAUGUAGUGCGAGGUGCUCGGCCCACACCAGCACCCUUGGCAAGAAAUGCAGAGUUGAGGCAUAAUGUUUAAAUGCAGGUGCCUGCAGUUUGCUACUGGUCCGUAUUUAGCAACAGAGGUGGCACAGAGUGCAGUUUAUUUAGGGCAUUUUAAUCAGUGUGAGCUGCAAGUGCCUGGGGGGAUGAGAGGUGCUUCAGUGUAGGCUGAGGUGUCAGUCCCAGCACAGAAUUUCUGAAAUCAGGAAUCUAAGCACACACAUCUGCCAGUGGCCUAGCUGAAGGUGGUUUGGCCAUCAUCCUCCUCAGAGGUUAUCUUAUUUCCCUCUCUGCUAGAGUUUGGAACAUCAUCCCUUUGCCAGCCCAUAUGUGCUGUAUUCAGCCUUCAGCUGCAUUCCUUUUCCUGGCUGCUGCUCCAGCUUUUGAUGAAGCAGCCUUGGCUGUGGUGUGUGCUUGUAUCUGGUUGGGAAGGUGUCCAAGGGCCUGUCUGGGAAGCAGGCAGGAGCGCAUCAUGAGCUGGUGUGCUCAGUUCUACACCGCUCUUUUGAAGACUGGUGACCUGUUCACAUCCAGGACCAACUAUAAAUACUGUGUGAUGUUUUUGGUAAGUCACUUAUCUGGAGCACUUGGAGUGCACGGGAAGCACUUGUUUCCCUGAGUGUGCUUUUCACCAGCUGAUACGAGGAGGCAGGCUGAGAGCCGACACUGGCCUGCCACAUUCCUGUUGGAAUGCUGCUGGAGUCUGGCUCCUGUGCUGCAGAGCCUUCUCGAGCUAGAUUUCACCAUCCCUACCAGUAUUUUUGCUUUGGGUGACAAUCUGACCCCAGCUUUGUAGGUGCACUUCGGGAAUGAGAGUCUUCCUUGCGGCCUUCUUGCUGGGAAUAAAAGCUGUCCUGAACACCACCAAA
Messenger RNA from Prinia subflava (tawny-flanked prinia), 1540 nucleotides. RefSeq names its product BLOC-1 related complex subunit 7 (gene BORCS7). The transcript is spliced from 5 exons. The record is from RefSeq and is a predicted model, not a curated record. Lineage: Eukaryota; Metazoa; Chordata; Aves; Passeriformes; Cisticolidae. Bases 44 to 364 code for a protein of 106 amino acids. Gene Ontology annotation, cellular component: BORC complex.